CAUCAACAAACACAAUGUCAGACAAGCCAAUACCGGAUAUUUCAUCCAAAUUGAACGCGCCGAAGAAAGUUUCAGUAUUCGAGAAACAACGACAAGAAGCCGAAGCCAAACGGAUACGUGAAGAAGCAGAGAACCGAGCAGCACUACGAGAGUUUGAGGACUCGUUCGCCGAUGAGGAUGAAGACGACUUUGUCGCACAGAGGGAGCUGGAAGAAGCAAGAGAAAGAGAACGAAGACAACGAGACAGUAGAGCAAGCCCGGAAGCUGCAGUGAAGCGCCCAACCGUGCUGUUGUCCUCUCUUCCACGCAACACGACCGAAGCGACGAUACGAAGCUUGUUGCCAAAGAAUCUCAAGAUGGACGAUAUGGCCUUUGCUCCUUCCUCGACAGGCCACUCAUUGACCGCCGUUGUUGCUCUAUCACCAGACACAGCAUCUAGCGACAUCGAUAGCGCCGUCAACGCUCUCCAGCAGAAGUACCUAGGCUUCGGCUCAUACCUCAACAUCUCCAAGCACAUCACCAUCUCCUCUUCCAUCUCAUCCGUCCUUCAUACCGCGACUUCGGCAGUCCAAGUACAACCUUUUGGUGCGAAGCCAAUGCCUCGCGACCCUCCACCGUCACACUCAUUCCGGAACGCGCCUCCGCCAGAGUCUCUCCCUCCACAAUUGCGCCAUCAAGGUCCUGCUCCCUUGGUCGUCAACGUCACACCGCCGUCCGAUCUCAAACAACUCGCCACUAUCAACAAGACCGUCGAGAAACUCAUCACAUACGGCCCUGAGUGGGAAUGCUUGCUCAUGGCACAACCGGAUGUCCAGCAUGGAGAACAUUGGGCUUGGUUGUUUGACAACACAAGUCAGGGCCAUGUCUGGUACCGUUGGUUGGUAUACCAGUAUUAUGCCUCCCAACCACCUACGAAAGAAGUCCAAGACAUACAUCCAUGGUCAGUCAUGGACGAACUUGCACGCACAAACAAUCACGUCCGUCCAUUCGAUGAUGGCCCUUUCUGGAUCCCGCCGCCGGAGAAGCCCAAGUAUGAGCAUGCUCAGAAUUUGGCUGAUUUGAUGUCCGAUUCUGGUUAUGUCUCUUCGGACCUGGAUACUGAUGACGAGGAUGAUCACAUUGUCCAGACCCAAGGUGUCGCUCCUGAAGACACAUCCAUCUCACGACCACGCUAUCUAAACCCUUACCGCAAAGCCAAGUUGACCUUCUUCUUGAAUCAUCUACCCGACAGUACUGGGUACUUAUGCGAAGGUGAUGUCCAAGCAGUCACAGAUCUCGUCAUCAAAUUCUCUGGCCAAGGUGCAGAGGAAGUUGUUGACAUGCUUGUAUCAAAUCUGGAAAAUCCCUUCCGCUUUUCAGUCAACUACAAGAUCGAUCGUCCCACAGACGACAGGGAAGACCAGGAAAAUGACGAUGACGACAACUACGAUCCCGAAGUAGACGGCCCUAGAGCUUCCUUCGGCAUGCUAGGCGGCAACGACGAUGCCGACGUCGAGGAACCCCUUGCACAACCCACAACCACUACCCAACCUGAUCAAGACACCGACCACAAGGAAGAGCCAUCAACAGGCAAAGACAUUUCCGGCGCUCAAUUAGUAGGUCUCUAUGUCAUAAGCGACGCUCUAGCCGCAACCUCUGUCUCGGGCGUUCGCGAUGCUUGGAAAUACCGCUCGCUCUUCGAAUCAGCCCUGACCUGCCGUCAAGUUUUCGAGAAACUAGGCCGUAUGCCAAAGCAAUAUGGUUGGGGCCGCGUGCGUGGCGAGCAAUGGAGAUCCCGUAUAACCGUCGUGCUUGAUUGCUGGGAGAGAGAAAGCAUCUUUGCGCCGGAGAGCCAUAGGAGGUUCAAGGAUGUGUUUUUGAGUCCGCCGUUGACCGAUGCCGAGCAGAAAAUCAAGGAUGAACAGGAGAAGCUGGAAAAAGAAGAGGACUUGAAGAGGAGGUGGAAGAGUGGGGAGGGUUUGGGCGCUGCUCCCACACCGGAAGUCGUGGUGAAGGAGAUUACACCACAACCCGCCACAGUACCGCAACCUGCGCAACAGCCAGUCAAGCGUCAGAUAUCGAGACCAUCAGCCGCAGAUCUGAUUCUUGCAACUGCUGAUGGUGAAGCACCACCACCGAAGCCAGCACCUAAGUUGUCCAACUUCUCCAUGUCGUUGAACGCACCUCCUGCUACUUCAGUACCUGCAGAGGAAGUCAUAAAAGCCUCUCCCGCUAUGGGAUUCUCACUUGGCGGUGCUGGCGCUCCUAGCAGAUUAUCACUAGCAGGGUCAAAACCUGCCGAGCCUGUCAAGGAGAAAAAGAGGGAGAGCUUGGCUGUUUUUGGAGAUUCCGAUUCGGAAUGA
This is a messenger RNA of Aureobasidium pullulans EXF-150, 2342 nucleotides long. RefSeq lists its product as uncharacterized. The record is from RefSeq and is a predicted model, not a curated record. Lineage: Eukaryota; Fungi; Ascomycota; Dothideomycetes; Dothideales; Saccotheciaceae. The transcript is spliced from 2 exons. Gene Ontology annotation, molecular function: RNA binding. The coding region runs from base 15 to 2342 and encodes 775 amino acids. Gene Ontology annotation, cellular component: nucleus. Gene Ontology annotation, biological process: RNA processing.